Carassius carassius (crucian carp) is the source of this 14909-nucleotide messenger RNA. Its product is annotated as E3 ubiquitin-protein ligase rnf213-alpha-like. NCBI's taxonomy places the organism in Eukaryota, Metazoa, Chordata, Actinopteri, Cypriniformes, Cyprinidae. Gene Ontology annotation, molecular function: ATP hydrolysis activity; metal ion binding; ubiquitin-protein transferase activity. Gene Ontology annotation, cellular component: membrane; cytosol; nucleolus. The transcript is spliced from 65 exons. Gene Ontology annotation, biological process: sprouting angiogenesis; ubiquitin-dependent protein catabolic process; negative regulation of non-canonical Wnt signaling pathway. The record is from RefSeq and is a predicted model, not a curated record. Bases 1 to 14838 code for a protein of 4945 amino acids.
AUGAACAAUGAGAAGUUCAGUAAGUUCUGGGGGAGAAACAAAUCACAAGAGUCUCAAUCACCUUCAAACAUCCCACAUGGACCCGAUAAAGAAAAGACUCAUAUCAGACAUGAAUUAGAAGUGCUGCAUUACCAGAAUGCCAGUGUAUCUUCAACACGAACAAAUGAAGAUAUCAACAACUCUAACCCAAAGAAAGAGAAGAAUAAUGGUUCCAGUGUAGAUCCACCGGUGAAGGCCGAGCACAGUCUGGAGCGGGUGAAGUCUGUCCAUGGGAAGACAGAUUUUGCUGCUGACCAGAAAUACUAUGAAAGUGUGAAUACAGAAAGUCAGUAUUUCACAUCUCCAAAAAGAAGUCCAGCAUCAAAUCAACAAAUAAGUUCCAGUGACAGACUCACCAUUCACUUUCAUGCAGUUGUUUUAAAAGAUUUUAAGUUUAAACCAGAAAAACAUCGUAUCUUCAUAAGGGCCGGUAGUCGCAUUGGUAGCUGGGACGACAAUUUGGCUGAGCUGCAUGUGUCAAGGAAUCUCGGAGAGAAUGGAUUUUUUGUGGAAGGGAAAUGUGAAUGCAAAAAGACUGAUGCUGUAUCUGUGUCCAUCCCAUACAAGUAUGUUGUGUAUAAACCUAAAAAGGAUAAGUUAUGUUAUGAAUACAUCUACAACCCGGCUUCAAAAGAAAUCACCAACAGAUGUCUGUUUGUCAAACCACAUCUCCUAACUAAUGAAGGAGAAUGGCAUCAGUAUGAUGAUAUCAUCUAUUCAGAACCAUCAGAACCAAAAACUGUGAUCAAUCGAGUGAUGGAUUUUGUGCUUUCUGAGCAGAGGAAUAAAAUAAUCAAGGGAAGAGAAAAUGCUGGUUCAGUCAUGCUGGACUCUAUCUUUUCCCUUCUGAGAUGCUGGAGCAAAAUUAACCUCAGCAACUUCUUUUGUCAGCUGCAGCAGUUUUAUGACGUCUAUGGCAACCCUUUUGUAUUUGAAAGCACAGAAGUUAAACGGGUCUUACCUAAUUAUGGUGAAAAAGAUGUGAGAAAGCUUCUGAAGGGGUUCAUGCUGAAGUGGGUGACUCCAGACCUACAAACAGGCAUUGAAGUAAAGAAUGCAUUCAUAAUGGAGCCACUGAAUGCUGCUCUCAUUUUGCUCUAUGUGUGGCGACAGUAUAGUCUAGAUUUAGAUGGAGGGACUCUUUCUCGUCUCUGCACUGCCCUCUGCCUGCCAAAAUUACCUGAAGAGGAGUUCCUGUCUUUCUGGAAUGAAAUGACAGAAUCGUUCUCAGUAAUAAACAACUGGAUGCCCUCUUCUGGAACUCUGACAUCUUCAGCUGAAAUGGUGGAAGUGCUGAUCAACAGGGUGAAAGCAGAUAAAAUGUCUAACUGGAUCAUCGUUCUACCACUAUUGCACUUACUCAAAGGCACUUCAAAACCAUUUCAGCCAGUGUUAAUUAAAAUCAACUCACAAUCUGAGCAGAGCUGGGCUGGCCUGCAGGAACACAACUCAAAUGUUCUUUCCCUCAGAUACCAAGAUCGAAGUGUGAUGCUGAGUCUCAUGAAGACACAUGAACAUUUGGUAGAGAUAGACAGACUGCUGGCUAGGUCUUGGAUGUAUCUGAUGACUGUAGAUGAGUUGGUCGAGUGUGACUCCUUCAUCCAUGCAGAGCUCCUGGACAUCCUGCUGAUUUUCACUAUGAAAUGCCCCAAAGAAAUAUCAAACAGAAAUUCAACAAGCAUUUCGAAGAUUCUGGAACACAUUCAGACUGACUUGCUCCACCAAAGAUACAGCUGUCUGGAUGAGGAUUAUGGCAUUCAGUGCAUUCAAGCAGCUUGCAAACUUCUAGAGAAGAUCUGCACAAGAGUCAGUCAUGCAUUUACAAAUAUUCCUGUUGCUUGCAUGAACCUUGUGGCCUCUGUAUCAAAAGUUGUGCAGACAACACAACACAUGGACACUUUUUCUGAGAAGACUCAUGAGUUACUCAGUGAUGCCAAGAAAACAGUCAGAACAUGGAUUGGACGAACUUUCAAAAGCAGACUUUUAAACAAAGUUUCUGGAAUGGUUGCCGACUUCACUGGAGAGAUUGAGAUGUGGAAUAAAAUUAUAACCAUAGAUUUCAUGAGUGAGAACUUAACUAAAGAAUGGAGAGAGACUUUUACACGGGACUUUGAGGGAAAAUAUCAACAGGAAGAUGAUCUCGAUCAAAUACUGGUUUAUUGCUCAAAGAUUGAGAAAUUAAAUGUCUUCAAGCCUUUAUUGCUGGGUAGUGUGAAGAAGUGUGCUCUCCAGGCUGUUACCGCAGUAUGCCAGGCUAAAUCUGAGGGGAAACUUUUUGAGAGACUGAAUCAUUUCCACCUUAACUGGAAAAUCGACACACUUGUGUCUACGAUCAUCCUGAAGUCCUGGCCAAGAGACAGCGAAGGAACCUAUCUGCAGGAUGAAGAAGUUGUUCUCAAACAUCUACUGGGCUGGACAGCAGCUAAGAAUGUCUUUCAGCUUCAUGGUGAAGAACUGAUCAGUCAGCUUUCUGAAGAAGCUAAAGAGAAAUUUGAGAUGGCAAUCUCAUCAUUCACAAACAUUUUAAAUCAACUUGUAUCAGGGAAAAUAAAAAUAAAGCUACUCAACCACAUCCUGCAAAACAAGAGUGCUUUCUUAGACCUGCUUAAAUUAGAUUGUUUUUGUGACAAUGAACAAUACGGGGACAUCAAUGCCAUGAACAGGCUUCUUGACUGUAGACAAAAGGAGGUGGAUGCUAUUUAUCAUGAGAAAUCACUGGUGGAUGCUCUCAUUAUAAUGUGCCGCAAUCUACAGAAACAUGCAAGGGUUGAUUUCGAAGGGUUGGAAGACAAACGGCGUAAUGACAUUGAUGAGAUGGACCUGGACCAGUUUGUGGAUGUUCAUUUAUUAAAUCGGAUUUCCUCUGAAAUAAGAGUAGUCAGUUACUUUGAGCUUGAAGAUGAUGUUAGAUCUAUGGCAGAGGUCCUAUACAAAUUCAAAGACAGCUGCAUCUUCAGAAAGUGUUGGGUCAAUGAGGCAAAAAAGUUUUCUAAAGAUAAUGGAGCAGUUCCUUCAGAUGGUGAUUUGGUUAUCUCACCCAAAGUGCUUCACAGUCACAUAUUUACACCAUGCUACAAUGCCUAUAGAAACAUAUACACAGCGUUUAAAGAUGGCAGCAUCACUUUUGAAAAUAUUGAUGUGACAUUCAGAGCCUACAAGGGAAAAUAUGAAGAUCUUGCAGCAGAAGUUGCAAUCAUAUGCAGACUGGAUAGCAGUGAUGACCGAGGUUGGGUCCAGACAAGAAUCCAUCAGAUUGAGGCGUACCAUGAGCUUCAUCUGGCUGUAGAGUCAGCUAAAGUGGUCAAGAAGGUCAAACAGACACUCGGCUUACAGGGAGACUUUCAAGUCCUGGAGAAGUUACUUAAUACUAGACACAAGGAGCAUCUUAACAGUAUUGAUGAUGAGUUGGUGCAGGCAAAAAUGGUGCUUGUGGAUAUAACAGAACCCCGUAGACUGUGCCUUCAGGAGCUCGGUCUCAGAAAGAAUUUUGUUAUGUGGGUAAAAAACGUUCUUAGAGACAUCAAUGAGUUGAAAGUCUUUGUGGAUUUGGCUUCCAUCUCUGCCGGAGAGAAUGAUAUGGAAGUGGAUCGUGUGGCCUGUUUUCAUGAUGCAGUUCUUGGCUACUCCUCAAUGCUCUAUGAUUUAAAGCCAGAUGCUGACUUCCAGCUUUUUAAAGAGACAAUGAAGAAACUGUGGAAGGCACUUGGCAAUGACCCCAACCUCCCAAAGAAACUGCAUGACUCUGCAAGACACUUAGAAUGGUUAAAGACUGUCAAGGACAGUCAUGGGUCAGUGGAAACCUCAUCUCUGUCUCUGGCAUCAGCUAUCAACAUCCACGGCGUCUAUGUUAUUAGUGCACAACAUCAAAAGUUUUGCUUGGAAGAUAUUCUGAAGUUACAUAUUAUAGAAGAGCAUGAUGAGGGCCACGAGACACGCAUUUAUUCUUUUGAAGACCUCAGGGACCUUCAGAAUAAAUUGAUGCUAAUGUCGGGCAAAGGAGAUCAGGGUCAGCGUGAAGUCAAACGAUUUGCAGAGGUCUUUGCCAGUGUACAGAGGUUUUCCUGUGCAUUUAUUGAUUUGUUUGUUGCUGGAAAUCCGUUAUUCAGACACUGGAGGGCAAAGGUCAACUGUAAUAGUAAAGAAGCAUGCAUCAUUAUGGACCGCGAUUUAGGAAGUGAUGUUAGUGUCAUGAUGGAAGGUGAUGUCACAGAACAGUUGCCAGAAGUCUGUCGGAAAAUGGAGAGCUGUUUAUGCUUCUGGAAGGCUUUUAUGGCCAAGCAGAGAUCUGAGCAUUAUUACUUGAACUAUUUCACUUCAGAACAGGUGGUCUACCUGUGCAGCCAGCUCACCAAGAAAAAUGUGACUGAAAUGAAUGAUCAAGUUCUUAUGAUGCUCUCCUUCAUCAAACCUAAUUGUUCCUUUUUGGAUGUGACACAAGCUUGGCACAGGCUUCAGUAUGAUGUUGUUAUGAAGGAUCUUAAGCAAAAUGAUGACUUAGAAUUUCAAACAUUUGCAGAAGUUCCCAGCAUGACUGAAUGUGAUUUAAGUACUGAGGAGCCCUGUCCAUCGAUUGACAACUUGCCAGGUCUGUUGAGAAAAGCUGAUGGGUCAGAAAAACUAUGUGUGAUUUGGAAUGCUUACAUGCGAGACAUGAACAACUUCCUGCCAGACUUCCUUGAUGUCAGAAGCCUUGGAUAUCUUCUUGAAAUACUAGCCAAUAGUACCAGUGAAUAUGAGAGUGAUUCCAAACAGGAUGAGAAAACAAGUAAUAUUCAGAGAGAACUCCCUUAUGGAAUGGCUACUGGAAGACCAAAUCUGAUCAUCUGCCCUUCUGAAGAAAUUCUAAUAACAUGCAUUUCAAUUUACAUUAGCAGCAAAAAUGAGCCUCUACCAACCUAUGAUGAAGUACUCCUCUGUAGUGCUUCCACUCCAUAUGAAGAAGUGGAGCUUUUCCUCAGGCGUUGUCUCUCUGCUGGCUACAAGGGAAAAAAGAUAUACACAAUGCUGUAUGUGGACCAACUUGCCUAUGAAGUCAGCUACAAAGUGGAGCAGUUUUUUCAGCAGCAAGAAGCACAGAGCAGAGAUGAUUACAGACUGGUGUUGGUCUGCAGCUCAAACAGAGAACAUGCAUACCUUCCCUCUGCUUUUAGUCAAUUUAGAUUGCACUUGGUUCCCCAGGAACCUGUAGUCAGUAUUCAGCAAUAUCUUGUUAGGCAUUUUACAGUCCCAGCUUACAUAUCCAGUGCUGCUGCUGUGUUCAAAAACAGACAGUUUGUGGGAGUUGUAAUCUCUGAAAGGUCAGGAGUAGGGAAGUCACUUCACAUUAAAAGAAUGCAUGAGAAAUUGGAGAGGAUCACAGAUAAGCCUUCCCAGCUGAAGUGCAUCAGGUUAACUGAUCCAAGAGUUGAUGAAAAUGUCAUCCUCAAGUUCUUGCUUAACAGCCUCAAGAAAAAGGAACUUUUAGUCUAUCAUUUUGACAUCACCACCAUGGUCAAAACUGGACUUCAUGAAUUUCUGUUCAGACUGUUGAUUCUUGGAUACCUCAUGGACUCUGAAGGAAAUAUGUGGAAAAGCAGUAAUAAGCACUUAUAUUUAAUUGAGAUUCUAAGACCAGAUGGCAGAACAUCACAGAAUGACAGAAAAGCUGGUGCGGGAGAUCCAUCUGCUUUCAUGGAUGUGUUUCCAAGCGUUUACUGCUGUCCACCUAAAGAGGUCCUUGAGCUAGAAAUGAGAAUCCAGGAAGAUCCGUCAUUAGUAAAGGGUGAUGAUCCCCUUAUGGAUGACCAAGAGUUCCAAAGUGAGGCCUAUCAGCGGCCUUAUCAGUACCUGCAACGUUUCUACAAUGGUAUUAAUUUGGAUGCCUUCAGGUACCAAAGAGUUGAGGGCACUCAUGUUGAAUGCCUUCAGAUGUUGUUUGUGUACUGCGGCAUUGCAGACCCAUCUUGGGCAGAGUUGCGGAAUUUUGCUUGGUUCCUAAACUUACAACUUAAGGACUGUGAAAACUCCGUUUUUUGUGAUGUUUCACAUAUAGGGGACAUUUUGUUGGGAUUUAAAAAUGUUGUUGUUGAUUUCAUGAUUCUCAUGGCAAAGGAUUUUGCCACUCCCUCACUUAGCAUCUCUGACCAGAGUCCAGGGAGAUUGCAAAAUUACCUUUCUUCUGCAAAUGAAGAGGAUCUUGCUCCCUUUAGGAUAAGAAAACGAUGGGAGUCAGAACCACAUCCAUAUAUUUUCUUCAAUGAUGACCAUGUGUCUAUGACAUUCAUUGGCUUUCAUCUUCAGCCAAACGCACAGAAAAAGAUUGAUGCUAUUGAUCCAUCAACAAACAGAGUGAUCAAGCAGAACAUCAUGACUAGAGAGCUCUAUGAGGGCCUUAAACUACAGGGAGUUUCUUUUAAUAUUGAUUUUGACCAGCUUCCAAGACCUGAGAAAAUUGAUAAACUUUCCAGGGUUUUGGGAAUUCAGUCUCCUACUGACCCAGAUGAAACAUAUGAGCUCACCACAGACAACAUGUUGAAAAUGCUGGCAAUUCAUAUGCGCUUCCGCUGCGGGAUUCCUGUAAUAAUCAUGGGUGAGACAGGAUGUGGGAAGACCAGACUAAUCAAAUUCCUUUGCGAGAUGCACAGAGGUGCAGUUGCCUCUGACAACAUGAAACUAGUAAAGGUUCAUGGAGGGACAAGUUCAGACAUGAUUUACACCAAAGUGAGAGAAGCAGAGGACAUGGCUUUAAGAAACAAGAAGGAUCAUGGCUUUGACUCUGUGUUGUUUUUUGAUGAAGCAAACACAACAGAAGCCAUUGGCAGCAUUAAGGAAAUCCUCUGUGACAACACUGCUAAAGGACAGGAUUUGAUAAUUGACACUGGCUUGCAAAUUAUUGCCGCUUGCAACCCAUACAGGAAACACACAGAUGUAAUGAUCAAGAGAUUGGAGUCAGCUGGUUUGGGAUACAGAGUUCAUGCUGAGGAAACAGAUGAAAAACUUGGAUCCAUUCCACUUCGCCAACUUGUGUACAGAGUGCAUGCUUUGCCACCUAGCAUGAUUCCACUAGUUUGGGACUUUGGACAACUCAGUGACCAGACUGAGAAAAUAUACAUCAAGCAAAUAGUCGAAAGAGAAGUUCAAACAAAUUCUGUUGAUUCAAACUACAUUACAACCAUCACAGAUGUUCUGUCAGCCUCACAGAUGUAUAUGCGAACUAGACAGGAUGAAUGUAGUUUUGUGAGUCUGAGGGAUGUCGAGCGUUGCAUGAAAGUUUUUAGCUGGUUCUACAUAAACAACUCAAUGUUACUUUCAGAGCUCUACCAGUUUGAGAGUGGAAAAAGUAAUGACCAACAUCAAAGGGAUACUGUAAUAAGAAACCCAAUUCUAUGGUCAUUAAUUAUGGCUGUUGGUGUGUGUUACCAUGCCUGCUUGGAAGAUAAGGAGAAAUACAGAGAAAAUAUUUGCACAUACCUUCCAGAAUCCUAUAGCCAAAUGAAUGUGAUGCAGGAGAUUUCAGUUAUUCAGGAUCUUUUCCUGAGUGGAGUUCCAUUGGGUGAAACUAUUGCCCGAAACAAUGCCUUGAAAGAAAAUGUCUUCAUGAUGGUUAUUUGCAUUGAACUGCGAAUACCUCUCUUUUUGGUUGGAAAACCUGGAAGCUCUAAGUCUUUGUCAAAAACUCUAGUUGCAGAUGGCAUGCAAGGACAAGCAUCUCAUUCGGAUUUGUUUAAAAAUUUGAAGCAAAUUCAUCUGGUUUCCUUCCAGUGCAGUCCUCAUUCUACACCAUAUGGGAUCAUCAAUACAUUCAAGCAAUGUGCCCGUUUUCAGGAAGGAAAGAAUCUAAAGGAAUAUGUCUCAGUGGUAGUGCUAGAUGAAAUAGGCUUGGCUGAAGAUUCCCAGAAAAUGCCCCUGAAAACUUUACAUCCUUUGUUGGAAGAAGGAUGCAUAGAUGACCAACCAGUACCCCACAAGAAGGUUGGAUUCAUCGGUAUCUCAAACUGGGCUUUGGAUCCAGCCAAGAUGAAUAGGGGGAUAUUUGUUUCUCGUGGUGAUCCUGAUAAAAAGGAAUUGAUUGAGACUGCUGAAGGAAUAUGUUCCUCAGAUUCCAUGAUCCUUGAGAGGGUGAGAGAUUACUUUCAGCCUUUUGCCCAGGCUUACCUGAAAAUCUGUAACGAACAAGGCAGAGGUUUCUUUGGUUUGCGAGACUAUUACAGCUUGAUAAAAAUGAUGUUUGCUGUAGCCAAAGCUACUGAUCAGAAGCCUAGUGCAGACCAGAUUGUGAAAGCUGUACUGAGGAACUUCAGUGGCAAGGAUAAUGUGAAUGCUGUCACAGUUUUUACCAAUGAACUAAAUAUCAAUCCCAAACUUGAGAAUAUUAGAAUCAUUGAGCUUGUAAGAGAGAACAUCACAGCCAUUGAUCAAGAUGAGGAGUGCAGAUACCUGCUGGUUCUGACCAAAAACUAUGCAGCCCUUCGAAUUCUACAGCAAACGUUUUUUUCAGAUCAGUGCCAACCAGAGAUCAUCUUUGGUUCAAGCUUUCCAAAAGACCAGGAGUAUACUCAGAUAUGCCGCAACAUUAACCGUGUCAAGAUUUGUAUGGAAACUGGUCAAACCAUUGUGCUUCUGAACUUGCAGAACUUGUACGAAAGUUUGUAUGAUGCUCUCAACCAAUAUUAUGUUUGGCUUGGAGGUCAGAAAUAUGUGGAUUUGGGGCUUGGAACCCACAGAAUCAAAUGCAGAGUACACAGAGAUUUCAGGCUCAUUGUCAUUGAAGAGAAGGAUGUUGUGUACAAGCAGUUUCCCAUUCCACUGAUCAACAGGUUGGAGAAACAUUAUCUUGACAUCAAUACCAUACUAAAGAGUGAGCAAAAGGACCUAGUUCAGAAGCUUGAGCAGUGGGUUGAAAGCUUCAUUGCAGCUAAAAGCAAUCACUCAAUUGCUCCCCAAGCAUGCUGCUACCGUCCUGCUGAUGCUUUCAUUGGCUACCACUCAGACACCUGUGCCUCUGUUGUCCUGCAAGUCACAGAGCAACUCAAAGGGCAGAUUUCAGAUUCAUUGAAGAUGAUUUUAGAUGAGGCUAAAUUAAUCCUUUUGAACUGUGCUACACCAGAUGCAGUGAUUAGGCUAGACUGCACUUCCUUUUCCAAUGUAGAAACUGAGCACUUGUCAAGGGUGUACUUUGAAGACCAGAAGCAUAGCUCACUUGCUGACUUCAUCCUUUCUCAAAUACAGCAAGCAGGUCCUAGCCAUGCCUUCUUCACAGAGGUAACUACAUUCUCAAGACUUCUGACUGCAACAGAAACUAAACAACUACAGAACAUAGUUCAAAACAUUGAGCUACUGUCACUACAGCAGUUUGACACAGAAAACUCAUUCCUAAAGAAGAUCAGGAAUUAUUUGGAAAACAACACUGGAGACAAGACACUUAUCAUUCAAACCAAUUUUGAUGAAAGCUCCCAAAGCCUAAAUUUAAUUGGAUCUGCAAAGUAUUCUUCUCUCAAUGAAAUCAACAAAUUCAGGAAAGUGUCCAAUGGAAAGAUUUUUGUGUAUUUCAUCACUAAGCUACCCAGAAUGGAUGGUGGAACUUCCUAUGUUGGAUUUCAUGGUGGCCUUUGGAAGUCAGUCCACAUUGAUGACCUGAGAACAUCGAAAGACAUUAUCUCUGAUAUAAAAGCCUUGCAGUGUCUGACCAUCAGCCAGUUGUUUGAACAUAAAGCUGAGAAAGCAGAUGAGCCUGAAGCUAUGGAGGUUGAAGACAUGCUUACAGAAGAAGAGAAGAUGGAACUAGAAGAUAGUACUGGCUGGGAGAAUGUUUUAGACACCAAUGUGCUGGUUCGUAGCUGUGUUCAGAGUGCAGUUGGCAUGCUAAGAGAUCAGACAGAGACAGGCACCCGCAGCGCCAAGAGAAUAGAGAUUCUUCUUAUGCUCUUGGAUGACAAUGAAACUCUACAAGAUGAUUUUAUCACAGCUUUAAAGAAGCGCCUUCAUUCUCUACUGAUGGCUCACGAUGAAAACACAAUCUCUGCCAAGAGCUGGGUCUUCAAGGAGGCAAUAAAUAUUGAUGCAUUGCAAGAGGGGGGGACUUUUAGACAUGCCCUUUGGAGACGAAUUCAAGCAGUAGUAACUCCGUUUUUGGCACAAAUUGUUUCAAUUAUUGACCGCGACUGCAAUCUAGACCUCUUGCUGGAUAGAAACUCUGAUGAAUCCUUGAGGAAAUUGUGGCUGGACAUUUUUGGAGAUGUCAAAUUACUGAAUGUUCCUUACACAAGACUGGACAACAACUCAGAGAAGACAAUCUUGGUUCAGAACUACAUUGCAGUUGACAGCAAUGUGGGUUGCACCAUGCCUUUCAGCUGGAGGAUUAAAGAUUAUCUAGAGGAACUCUGGGUACAUGCUUUGAAGCGAGAAGGGCACUCUCUAGAGCAUUUUGAAGAGUUUUUUUGGAAGAUCCCCUUAGGCAGGUACAUCUCUGAAGCAACCCAAGAGAUGCAGAUGAAGUUUUUCCACAGGUAUCUCCAGGAUUUCAUCUCCAUGACCAUGAACGUAACAUCCGUGGUGAAUCUCGAGCUCUUAUGUGGAGCCCUUACCUGUGGUAUAAAUGAGCUUAGAAGUACUCAGGAUGUGCAUGAGAAUGAGGUCAUUUCUCUGCAAUGGGUACAUACUGCCUACCAUCACUUCAAGAACCGAAUACAGAACCUAUACAGGAUGAUCAGUAUAGAGCCUCAGAUUGCUCAGAUGCUUCUAGAUAACACGGGUGCCAGAGAGGGAGCAGAACUGGUGUUAGAUGUGUAUGCUGCGGUGGCCUGUAUUGAAUGCCUGGAGCCCCAGUCUUUAGACGAAGAUGUUCAAAGUCUGGCCUGGCUUAGACGUGUUAAAAAGCUACAGGUGCCAGUUGAGCUGGUCUGCUGUGAAGAGAGCCUACGCCACUAUGGAGAGAGAAGCAAACAGAUUGUAACCCACAUCCAACGUGGUUGGUGUUGCAUCUUUUCUCUGGCUUUGUUUGUGGAGCACAUGCUGCUGGGUGUCGAGGUUGUGCAGUUAAAUCUCAGGCCACUGGUUCUUGGCCACACACGACGCUUAGCACAAGUCCUAGAGAAGGACUCAGACCUCAAAAAGAAGCAGCCAUUUGAGGCAGUGAUCACCGUACUCAAAGCUUGCAAAGAUGAAGCAUCUCAGAGCAUUUUAAGGUUUGGAAAUCAGCUAUGUCCAGUGUGCACGGGAGACCCGCAGGACCCUUUGAGUCUGCCCUGUGAGCACAUCUACUGCCUGACCUGUAUCAAACAGUGGCUGGUGCCUGGUCAGAUGCUCUGUCCUCAGUGUCACCAUGAAGUGCCAGAUGACUUUGAGCUCAAGGCCUCUGACACAAUACGGGGUCUCUUCAGUCAAAAUGCAUUGUUCAGAAUGCGAUGCAAUGCUUUCUUCAUUGAUUUGGUGUCCAGCAUGUGCUUCAAGGACAGCACUCCUCCCAGUGAGGACAUCAUCCACCAUCUGUUAUCACUCCUGAUGGUGUCCUGCUCGCCCACUCAGAUUGAAGGGCAAGACCGCAGGUUCUUGACUAAGGCUCUUUCUCCCUUUGAUGACUCUGUGGAUAAAAAUCCUGUGGUGCGUUCAGUGGUGCUGAAACUCCUGCUCAAGUACAGCUUUGAUGAUGUGAAGCACUAUCUUCAGCAGCAUCUGACAGACGUUGAGCAAAGCAAAAUCAUUGAGGAGACUGAUAAAACCGAGCUUUAUUCUUUGUACAUAAAUUGUUUGGAGGACUCGAUGUAUGAUCGGACACAAUGGCACUCAGUGGCAGAGCAGCAGAGCUGUUUGCGGGAGGAAACACUCUUUCUGCUUGAGUUCCUUCAAUCUGAUUCUGUGUCUUCACACACUGAACCUAUAGAGCACCUGCAGCAGGUGGCCAGAGUUCGACUGUGUCUGGAUGUGGCUGCUGACUUGCUAGUUAACAGAGUGACUAGUGCAGAUGCACAGGAUGAUCCUUCAUCUGUUACCUCAGCGUUUUUGAACAGUGUGGCUGAUCUAUGCUGCCAGAGCAGGAAUGACUGGUACAGGGUGUACCUCAUCAGAAAGAUCUGCAGUUUUCAUGGGAUUGAAUAUGUCCAGCAACUUCUGCCACAGGAAGAGUUCAAAUGGAUGUUUCCUCAGAAGAUUCUUGAGUUGAAUCCCGAUGACAGCCAGAUUGACCACUAUCUAGCAUGUGGAGUGGACUACAAAACUGUUAGAAAUGCAGUAGCCAAAGCCAUUCUAGAUUGCAACAUGAAUGGAAUACAGGAAGCCAUUGAGUACUGCAAAAGCACACCCAUGAAGAAAGCUGUUUAUCUGCUAAUGGCUUUGUUCAGAGAAGUCACCUCAUUGUACAGAAAUGGAAACCCCAACGUCCACCCUAAACCUGAGCAACGUGCUGGCCUUGGAGAUUAUAUCAGAAGAACAGACAUCUUUGUCAAUGCUGAAAUGAAAGCGUUUGCUGAAGCGCUGGUGAAUAAUAAUCUUCAUGAUCUGCGUGUACAACCUGAGACGUCAGGCAAAGAGCUUCUUCUGGUGGAGGUUAUGGUUCACAUGGCUGCAGUCCUGUUGUGUGGAAAUCAGCUUUUACUGAAGCCACUGCAGCAGCUGGCUCUGUCCCCAAACAACAUGAUGGCUUCAUUCAUCCCAACUAUGCCGGAUGACAUGUUUGCUGUAGUCCGGCAGGCCAUGGAAGGUGUCCAGUGGUAUUCCUGUCCUAACGGUCAUCUGUGCAUUGUUGAUAUGUGUGGUCGACCCACGGAGGUUCGCCGCUGUCAAGACUGUAAUGCAGAAAUAGGUGGCACAAAUCACAUCCCCGUUCAAGGCUUCAAAGUCAUGCAGAUACAAGGGGACCGUACUAAGUCGGGACACAUUCUGGGUGACGCACAACGUCGUGACCAGCCAGACAUGCAGGACACUAAGAAUAUGUCCCCUGCCCCCUUCACUCUUCUCAGACUGCUCACACACAUGUCCAUGCUGCUGGGAGCUCAGAACAACCCACAGAGUGUGAUGCAGAUCAUCAAGCCUGCUGUGCCGGAUCCUGGGCCAUUCCUGAUGGCCCAUCUGUUGAAGGACAUGGAGCAGCUGAGCAGAGCUCUGGGUAAAGGAGUGGAUGAUACAGUCAGUACCAUCCAUUUGACCAUCCACAGUCUACUGGAACCCCGUCAGACCAGCCAGUGGCCUGCUCCUUAUGAUAAAAACCUUUCCUCUAAAGAUGCAAGAAAUGGAUGGGAAAAUGCCAUGAAUACUGAUGUAAUUACACAUCAACUGAAGGUUCUGGAGCAACAGCUAAAGAAAGUGAAUGAACUAAUCAGGGAAGAUGAGCGAGUGUCUUCUAAUGCAGUGAUGAAGCUGACAUUUGGGAAACCAGAGCUUUUCCUGAGCUCUUUGCCCCAGAACGUCCUUAUUCAUAAUUCUUCCAUCUGGAGCUGCAGGAGAAAGGUCUCGUUGUUGAGUCUGGCCAACACUGUGGAGCAAAACAAUGGCCGGGACACUUUACCAAUACUCUGGAGGUUCCUUCAAAAGGAAGCAGAGUUACGGCUAGUGAGGUUCCUUCCUGACAUCUUGGUUCUCCAGAUGGAUUUGGUAAAGAAGUUCCAGAACAUGACAGACCUAACCUUCAAAACCAUAGGAGAGUUUCUGGAUAGCCAUAAAGAAGCUUCACUAGUUUGGUAUAAAAAGUGCAUAAACAUCUUCUUGUCAACAUGGAACCAACUCAGGGUAUCUCUAGCCACUACAGGAGAGAUAAAGCUGCCGCCUGAAUACACUCAGGAAGAUCUGGUUCUGGACUCUGACCUGCAGGUGCUGCUGCCGCAGAGACGUGGUCUGGGCCUGUGCUCCACUGCCCUCGUCAGCUACCUCAUCGCCCUUCACAAUGACCUUGUGUACACUGUGGAAAAACACACCAGAGAGGAGUCUGGUUACACGGUAUGCCCAGCUGACCUGAUGGAGCUGCAUGUGAUCCGUUAUGACUAUGAGCGGGAGCUGAUGCCUCUGAUACUGUCCAACUGCCAGUACAGCAUGGAGCGCGGAAAGGAAACACUGAUGGAGUAUGACCUGCCCAAGAUUCAGCAGCAGAUCCUCACCCACUUUCUACAGGGCAAACCUGUCAUUGCACUUAAUGGUAUUCCGACAGUGGUGAACAGACAGGACAGAAAUUAUGAAAUUAUAUUUAUGGAUUUGAAGGGCAAAGUUCCACAAGAGCCACUGCAGGCUGUCACACAACACAACCUCAUGAAGGAGCUGCAGUGCUACAGUGACGUGUGUGAAGCACUGUCUACAAUCGACCUGGCCCUGGGGUUCCUCGCCAUGACCGGAGGACAGCCACACAUGCAGCUGGCCACUUAUUUGGAGGAAGUUCUACAGAUGACUGACAACAUGGCCCCGCACAUCCUCAAGGCAUUCAGUCGGUGCAGUCUUAAACACUGUGUGGCGCUGUGGCAGCUGCUCAGCUCUCUGAAAUCAGAGACGCUGCUGCGUCAGAAGGGGGACCCUUUUAAGGACAUCAGUGAGGAGUACAAACAUCCUCUGCAGGAGGAACACAGGAGCCAGAUCACUAGUUUUAUAACAAAGUCCAGCGCUGGUGCCUUCCUGAUGGAGAUCCAUGAAUUUCUGCUUUUAGGUCUGAAGAACCUAAAAGCCACAGACACCUACAAACCUGGCUGGGGUCUGAAAAUCACUGUUGUGUCCUACAUGGAGCGUAAAGAUGUGGAGGUUCCUCCUGAGGUUGACCAGUUCUUCCCUGAAGACAUUCUGCUCUCGCAGUGCAUUGAAAUGUGGAAGUUCUCAGCUCUUCUCAGACGAGAAAGAAAUCAAAGUUAGAUCCUGGAUAAAGUACAUCCGUUUUCUUACUCAAACACUCAUAUUAGACAAAGCUUAGAUUUGAUUUACAA